CUGUGCCGGCUGCUUCACAUCCGCAUCAGGAAUCCUUCAAGUCCUGCAGAUUGUCCAGAAGCUGAUCUAAAAAGGACCAAGCAUGGCUGUCGUUAGUGGAACGUACCGCAUGGUGUCGGAGGAGGAGCAGGCUCUCAGGGCCAAGCUGGAGCAUCUGACCGUGAAGGACCACGGGCCCGUGUUCGGACCCUGCGCCAGCCUGCCAGACCACACCAGACAGAAGGCCAAAGACGAGCUGAAUGAGACGGAUGAGAAGCGAGUGUCUGCAGUGAAGGAGCUGCGAGCGAUCAUCAAGGAAAAGGCAGACGCUGGAGAUGAUCUGGCCAAGGGGGUGCAGAGCACCUUUGGGGAGAAACCAGACAGUCUGCUGGUCCGCUUUAUCCGUGCCAGGAAGUACGACGUGGCCAGAGCCUUCGAUCUGAUGAAGGGAUAUGUCCGUUUCAGGAAGGAUUACCCCGAGCUGUUUGAGAAUCUGACUCCAGAGGCGGUACGGAGCACCAUCGAGGCCGGAUACCCCGGCAUCCUCCACAGCAGAGACAAAUACGGACGUGUGGUUCUGCUCUUCAACAUCGAGAACUGGGACUACGAGGAGAUCACCUUUGAUGAGAUCCUGCGGGCCUACUGCGUGAUCCUGGAGAAGCUGCUGGAGAACGAGGAGACUCAGAUCAACGGCUUCUGCAUCAUUGAGAACUUCAAGGGCUUCACCAUGCAGCAGGCUUCAGGAAUCAAACCUACUGAGCUUAAGAAGAUGGUGGACAUGCUCCAGGACUCCUUCCCUGCACGGUUCAAAGCUGUGCACUUCAUCCACCAGCCCUGGUACUUCACCACCACCUACAACGUGGUGAAACCCCUCAUGAAGAGCAAGCUGCUGGAGAGAGUGUUUGUCCACGGAGAUGAACUGGAAAACUACUACAAGGAGUUUGACCCCGAAAUUCUUCCAUCUGAGUUUGAUGGAAAAGGUUCCAAGUAUGACGGCAAGGCCACAGCGAGCAAGCUGUUCGACUGACCGUCCUCCAUCCGGUUACAGGCAGCCUGAGGCCUGAGAUGAGGGGGAGGGAGACUCGACAGACCAAGCCAGCUGUGUGGCUGUAGGGAGAAAAGUCGUGAAUGAAACACUGGAGACGGGAUUUCCACAUGUUCUGAUGAAACCAUGUGAUGCAGAUAAAAAACAGUUUAUAGAACAUUAAUUGAUUUUAGCAUUUAACAAAGUUAUUAUCCAAGAAGAAUCACUUCACAUUUACACUGAAACCUCCUAAGAGGUCAAAUGUCAUCCAGAAAGCUAACAAGUCAUCUAUGAGUCAUUUGUCCGACACUUUCCUACACCUUCCUGAAAAGCCCCCAGAUUUCCACACGCUGUGGUCACAGCUGAGUCACUUCAACGUGACUGGGAAACCCGGCCCACGUUCUCUGUGUAAACAGAUUUAUUAUUUGUUUUACAGAUGUCAGCGUUUUCCCAUUUUACUCGCCAAAUGAAAUGCAUCCAGUUCAGAAGUGAACCUUCCAUGUCUGCCCACUGUUCUGUAGAACUGGGUUUGUUUGAACAGAGGUGCAGCCACACAGCAGCCAGGCCACAGCUUC
Molecule: messenger RNA, 1578 nt
Organism: Cyprinodon variegatus (sheepshead minnow)
Lineage: Eukaryota; Metazoa; Chordata; Actinopteri; Cyprinodontiformes; Cyprinodontidae
Gene: rlbp1b
Product: retinaldehyde binding protein 1
Exons: 8
Coding region: 83-1006 (307 amino acids)
Cellular component (GO): membrane
Molecular function (GO): phosphatidylinositol bisphosphate binding
Source: RefSeq, a predicted model, not a curated record